Molecule: messenger RNA, 2346 nt
Organism: Fonsecaea erecta
Lineage: Eukaryota; Fungi; Ascomycota; Eurotiomycetes; Chaetothyriales; Herpotrichiellaceae
Exons: 1
Coding region: 1-2346 (781 amino acids)
Source: RefSeq, a predicted model, not a curated record
AUGGCGGCUGUCGUUCCAGGCGCUCUUUCGGCCGCUGUCGAGGCGCCCAGCUUUGACAAGCUGCCCAAAGUUGACGUCAAGCCCGUGGCGGAAGAUCCAUUACUUACAGGUCGACCAAAGUUUGAGCUCAUCCCGCAAGUCUCUAUCAAAGCUAUUCCAGAGGAAACUAAGUCCGAGUCCUCCGAUGAGGCUGUCACCUCAUUGAUUUGCUCUCACGCCCCUGUCCGCUCUACCUAUCACAGACAAGCUGUCACCUUCCGCUCGGAGAUCCAAGUGCACCUCAGAUCGGUACAAAAGACCAGCGAUGAUAUGCUUUUCAGGAUUCGGGAGAUCGUCGAAAGCCUUGACAAAGCCACUCAUGAGAAGCUCCUUCACAAAGAGCAGUACGACAGCUUGUGCCAGAGAUACAAGGAUAUCACGGCGCGCCUCGAGACCUCCACCCAAGAAUGCGUUACACUGAGGACCAGAUUAUACGAGAUGUCCAAAGCCCGCGACCGUGCCGAGAUCGAGCUCGAGGCUCUCAGCGGUCAUCUCCUCGAGAAGGAACACGAAUGCAUGGAACUCAAAGAAGAGACCUGCGUCUUAAACAAGCAAAUUGUCUCCCUUGAACAAACAUUGGUGGAGAUCACUCACAGACUUGUUGAGGCUGAGGCUGCUGCAAAGAUCCGCCUCGAAGAGUAUAAUGCCGCCGUCAAAGAGUUGGAGAUCCUGAAAGCCUCUAUGACUGUUCUCUUCAAAGAGAAGGAGCACUUGGCCACGGAGCUGGCCAUUACACGCAUGAAUUUCAAAGAAGUUUCGUCGAAGCUUGAAGCGAUCAAACAGAAAUUUAUUAGCAUCGAACACAGGUGUGGCACUCUGGAAACGGAGCUCAAGUCCGUCAGGGAAGAGCUCGUCAAGGCCAAAGAAGCAAGGGACAAGGCACUUGCGGAGCGCAAAGAGGCGAUUCACGAACGUGAUGUGGCUAUGCAGCGUAUGGACGAAGCAAUUGAGGACCGAAACGGUGCUAUUCGAGCGCGUGACAGCGCCAUAUUCGACUACCAGAGUGCGAAGACCGAUCUUGUUCGAGACCAAGCCUUGCUCAAGGACUGCCAGUUGAAUUUGGAGUCGCUGCAAUCUCGGUUCGAAAUUGUCAUCAAAGAGCGUGAUUAUGCCAUACUUAACCAAACCAGUCUGGAGCAUUAUCGAGAUGAGCUCGUGGAGCAAUUCAAGGAGGCUGACGCCCGCGCCCAUCACUUCAAGUUCGAGUUCGAGAAGGCAGUCGGGGAAAGGCAACAUGCCGAAGCCGACCUUCGAAAUGCCUCGAAGAAGAUGGAGGAACUCCAACACGACAAGGAUGUCCUCGUCAUCGAGCGGGAGCAGCUCUACCUUCAGCUGAAGGCAUCCGAGGCACGACGGAACGAAGCAAUUGCCAAGGAAUCCAAGGCAUUUGAAGAGCUCCUCGCCGCCACACAAGAAUGCGCACGGAUGACGAAGAAGUACGAGGAUAUGGAGGACCAGUUCCAGAAGGCCGACAAGGAGCGGGCCAUCCUCGAGGAGAAACUCAAGACCAUCGAGGCCGAGCUCAAAGCCGCCACAGUGAAAGAGGCCCUUAUGGCUGACCAGCUGGAGCACGCCCAAGCAGCUGAGAUCAAAGCCCUGCGGGAGCGAAACGAGAUGGCAGAGAGUCUUUCGGUUUCCAAAGAUCUCAACAAGACCCUCAAGCAGCAAAAGGACGAGGUGGAGAAGAAGCUCGAAACCAAGAUCCAGGAGCUAGACGGCAAGUUGGCCCAAAGUGGAGCCGAAAACACGACCCUCAAAGCCAAGGUCGAUAGCCUGGGAAAAGCUUGGAGCCAGGCUGAGGCCGAGAGAGACCACAAGAUCAAAGAGCUCGAAGCCACGAAGCAUCAGUCUGCCGACGAGAAGACGAAACUUGACAAGGAGAUUGUGGACCUCAAAAAUGGUGUGGCCGAAGCCCAGAAGAAGGAGCGAGAGACCGAUAGGCUUCUACAUGAGAAGGCUGGCGAGCUUGAGAGAGAAAAAGGGAAACUGAAGAGACUUGACGGCAAAGGCGAAGUGCGAGGGAACAUCUGGGUCAAGCACAUCAAUUACGGCACGAUGCGCCUGGAGGACGGCCACAAGGCGUACAAGAUGGCCCUUGACCGCUUCUACAGUGCAAAGGCUCCCCCAGUCAGGGCAACCAAUGACUUCGUCGACAAAGACCCCGACUACGGCGUUCAGAAGUCUCUGAUUGUACGCUGGGCCCAGAAGAACAAGGACGGCAAGUGGGAGGACAAACCCGCUCUCUUUGCAUUCGAGCGAGGCUCACACGGUGAUGAAAUUCACUUUCCCCUCGUUGGAAAGGCCUAA